AUGAGAUUAGCAAUGCAUACAAAUUUAAAGUUUACCCAAAAAAGAGUACCGUAUAUUAGACAUAUCAUAUUCAAUCAAUCACUAAAAGGAUGUACUGACCAAGGUGAAAAUACGAACUAUAAUGAAGUUUUAAAAGGAAGAGAUAUUAUAAAAUUAGCACGUCUUGCAAUGAUCACAAGAUAUGCAAUGCCAUGGAAUUUUAUCAAACACUAUCUACCACCUCGAGACAAUGUACUACCUAAAAGAAGAUGGCAUACAAUAGCAAGAUACUGUUUUCACAAGAAUGCUACAUUGUCAACAUUUGAACAUCUAUUGGAAUGGUCACCAGACUUUAAUCCACAAGAUCAAGUUUGUUCAUAUCUCGCUAGAAAUGUUGGACAUUCUGGUCAUCGUGAUAUAUUGGAGUUGUUAAUCAAGAGAUACCCAAACAUUGAAGGAUUGAACAGAGCCAAACAAGCAGCUGCCGAACAAGGACACAUUGAUGUGAUGGAGCUAUUGAGUCUAUACAAAAUAGAAAACUACUCUUCCGAUGCAAUGGAACAAGCAAGUAGAAACGGUAGAUUAGAUGUAGUCAUGUAUCUUCAUAAAAAUGGUGCUACUAGCUCUGAUAAAGCUAUUCGUUGUGCAGCUCUUGGUGGUCAUUUUGAAAUAGUAAAGUUUCUUCAUUACAAUAGAACAGAAGGUUGUGAUCAGUAUACUUUUGGUGCAGCUGUUUAUGCUGGAAAUUUGGAAAUAGUAAAGUUUCUUCACUUUAAUAGAAGUGAUCCAACAUCUUUUGGUAAAUUUACAAGCGCUGCUACUCAAGGUCAUUUGGAUGUUCUAAAGUUUUUACAUGAGAAUAGAACUGAAGGAUGUAAUACAGAUGCGAUGGAUAGAGCCUCGGAGAAAGGAUUCAUUGAUAUAGUAAAAUGGUUACAUUUUAAUCGUACAGAGGGAUGCACAACUAUUGCUAUGGAUUCCUCAGCUUCAUUGGAAAUCACACAAUUCCUACAUACACAUCGCACUGAAGGGUGCACAUCUUUGGCUAUGGAUAAUGCCGCUCGACACAAUAGAUUGGAUGUUUUGAAAUUCCUACAUGAAAAAAGAAGUGAAGGAUGCACAUCAAAGGCAAUCGAUGAUUUAAUGAUAUUCCUACUUCCUGAAAAGAGGAAAAAGGAAGCACAUUCUGUUAGUAUGGAGAUUUUAACAUUUCUACAUGAAAAGCUUGGAGCUGUCCCAACCAAACUAGCUGUCAAUCGUGCGGCUACUCAAGGUCUAUUGGAAUUUAUUCAAUUCUUUCAUAAACACUAUUCAUCUUUAAAUAUAUGGACUAAAGCUAUGGAUUAUGCUGCUACCAAAGGCCAUUUAAAUAUAGUUAAAUUUCUUCAUUAUAAUCGUACUGAGGGAGGCACAAUAACAGCAAUGGAUUUUGCGUCAAAAAAUGGGAGCUUAAAUGUUGUUGUAUUCCUUCAUGAAAAUCGUACUGAAGGUGCAUCAAUUGAUGCAAUGAAUAGAGCUGCUUCUGGUGGCCAUUUAGAUGUUGUUAAAUUUUUACAUUAUAAUCGUACAGAGGGGUGCUCAACUAAAGCUAUGAAUGGGGCAUGCCGAGGUGGACAUUUAGAAACUGCCAAAUUCCUAUAUUUGAAUCGUAGUGAGGGAUGUAGUAAAGAGGUACUUGCUCCAACACAUGAUUGUGAAAUUAUCGAUUUCCUUUGGUCAAAUAAUCUCAUAUCUAAAACUCAACUUGAACAAUUGGAUCACUCUUUGAAUGACUCUAUUUAUUUCGAAACUCAACAUCAUAUUCGACAAUUGCUACGUCAAGAAGAAGUAGACAUUGCAAGUGCACUGGAAUCAUCUUGUUUCAACUCAAGAAUUGAGAUUGUUUCGUUCUUGGUGGAUAUUCUCAUCAAACAAAAAGAGGAAAAAGGAUUAUUGACAGUGCAACAAGAACAAAACAUUGAAAAUGCAAUCGUUUCAGCAUCUGCUUUCGGUCGACUUGCAUUGGUCCAACACAUUAUAUCAUCACUCAACAUUACAACUCUUCAAAAGAGGACAAUACUCAAGAUCAAGAGUUACUGUGUCAAACAAUAUGAAAUGAUUCAUUAUUUUGAAACUCAAUCUCCAUUUAUUGAUCAAUUCAAAUCAACCAUUUUGUUGGAUGACCGAUUGGCAAUACCUAGAAAAUAUUGGAAACGAGGUUAUUGA
Molecule: messenger RNA, 2184 nt
Organism: Cavenderia fasciculata
Lineage: Eukaryota; Evosea; Eumycetozoa; Acytosteliales; Cavenderiaceae
Exons: 8
Coding region: 1-2184 (727 amino acids)
Molecular function (GO): protein binding
Source: RefSeq, a predicted model, not a curated record